Molecule: messenger RNA, 1649 nt
Organism: Osmia bicornis bicornis
Lineage: Eukaryota; Metazoa; Arthropoda; Insecta; Hymenoptera; Megachilidae
Gene: Tssk
Product: testis-specific serine/threonine-protein kinase 1
Exons: 4
Coding region: 433-1527 (364 amino acids)
Biological process (GO): protein phosphorylation; intracellular signal transduction; microtubule cytoskeleton organization
Cellular component (GO): cytoplasm
Molecular function (GO): protein serine/threonine kinase activity; ATP binding; tau-protein kinase activity
Source: RefSeq, a predicted model, not a curated record
AAAGUCGCAAUCGCGGCACAACCGUACAUUGUUUUUCAAAUAUAAUGGCUGUGUUCGAAUGAGACCCGGAUCUUUUCCUCUGCCCCGUUCCGUACCAGAUACAAGCUGGUCUCGACGCUCAAAAUUCUAGUGCACACAGCCAUUUGAAAUGACGGAACGGAUCCUCGACUUAAUUUCAUCCACGUAGAACUUGACAAGACGUUAUUCAGCUCCUGAGGCGGAGCUAGAUUUAUAUAGAUCUGUUGCGACAAAAUUGAUCGAAUAGUGUUUCAAGGGAAAGUGUGUAAAAUCAAGAGGAAUAAAGCUUAUCUGGUGUAGAAAGACCAGGAAUAGAGAGAAACACGUAUGUGUGUGCGCAGAGAAAGUGAAGAGGAAAGAGGGAGAGUUGGUUAUCUGUUAUCAGGAUCAGAAGUCCAAUGAAGAUCCACUGGCAUGGCCACGCCACUCAGCCCCCGAAAUUCGGAGGUGAACGCGCUUGAACAGCGAGGCUAUCUUAUUGGCAAAAAAAUCGGACAGGGAUCGUACGCGACGGUACACCUGGCCGAGUAUGUCGACGGAACAAGCUCGAAGAAAUUGCGAUUAGCCUGUAAAAUAUUCGACAAAGAGAAAGCACCCCCCGACUUCCUCGACAAAUUCUUCCCCCGUGAACUUGAAAUCCUUACAAAGAUCGAAAAUCCUCAUAUCAUUCAAGUACAUAGUAUACUGCAGCGUGGUCCAAGAGUCUUCAUCUUCAUGCGUUACGCCGACAACGGUGACCUACUGGACUUUGUCGACAGAAACGGUGCUGUACCGGAGCAACAAUCGAAGCUCUGGUUCAGACAGAUGGCUUCCGGUCUCCACUAUCUUCACGGGAAGAACAUCGCUCAUCGUGAUCUGAAAUGCGAGAAUAUACUGUUGUCUAGGAAGUUCAAUGUUAAAUUGGCUGACUUUGGUUUUGCCAGAUUCUGCGUUGACCACGAGGGUAGGCGCGUUCUUAGUAAAACCUAUUGCGGCUCUGCUGCGUAUGCUGCACCGGAAGUCGUCUCUGGUACACCGUACAACCCAAAACUGGCCGAUGUCUGGUCACUCGGGAUUAUUUUAUUCAUCAUGCUAAACGCAUCGAUGCCGUUCGACGACUCCAACUUGCAGAAGUUACUCAAGGACCAGAUGUCGAGGAACUGGAUGUUCCGGUCACGAGUACGAGAAACUGUGUCAGCGUUAGCGAAGAGUAUCGUUAAACAUAUUUUAGAACCGGACAUUACGUUGAGGCUAACGCUGGAAAGAGUUCUGGGCCACGAAUGGGUGCGGACCAAGAAGGAGAAACCAGGAUUUCUUACCGGUCGACUCGUGCACUCGGCGCCUCCUAUUCAUCCACAGGCAUGCGGAGGUGGCGGAAAGUUGGUCGGUGGAGGGGCUGCAGGGGGUUGCAACGUACCCUUGGUACUCAAAGGACUAGCAUCGUCCAAGAACUCGGAGAAUCAAAAUCAAGGUAACGCCGCGAAGUCUGUGGACAAUUCAGGGAAGAACACGCAAUUGUCCGCUGUUUAAUGACGACAAACAGAACCGACAAGGAUGAACCAACGUCGUUCGCACGUCGGACGUCGAUCGGAUGCACAGUGAUCUGUGCAUCUUUCAAUCUACAAAUGUUUAUAGUUCAUUUUUCUAUACAU